Molecule: messenger RNA, 1380 nt
Organism: Prosopis cineraria
Lineage: Eukaryota; Viridiplantae; Streptophyta; Magnoliopsida; Fabales; Fabaceae
Exons: 2
Coding region: 158-1264 (368 amino acids)
Biological process (GO): chloroplast organization; regulation of DNA-templated transcription
Cellular component (GO): chloroplast
Molecular function (GO): double-stranded DNA binding
Source: RefSeq, a predicted model, not a curated record
UGCGUUGCUUAACUUCAUCACUGUCAGCUUCAACCUAUUUUAUCCGGGGAUGAAACUUCAGCUGGGUAGGCCCAUCAAAGAAAGAAGGAACGGGGUGGCUAAUCGACCUUCUGCCCAAUAGCUUUGCUAUCACGCUUAUCCAGCAACAUAUAGUAGGAUGGAAACGUUCCAGAGUCCCAUGAUGGUUAAUCGAACUAUUUCUUGCGCCUUUCCUUCCAGACAAUCCAAGCAGAUUUUUGGGGUUUCAAAUUCACGUCUCUUGUUCAUUUUUCUGAACCGAUCACCUCCCAGACCAGUCUCCUUCAAAAUCGAAGCAAAUAAUUCGAAUUUCACCUUCUCUUACCUCGUAGGUUCUUGUGGGUUGGCUCCAGAAGCUGCUACUUCGGUGUCGCAGAAGGUACAACUGCAUUCAAGUGAGAGACCAGACUCCGUCCUAACCCUGCUCAGAGAACACGGCCUCUCAAAAUCCCAGAUUUCAAAUGUCGUCAGGAAGCGUCCAUCGCUCCUUUUAGCUAAUCCCAACCCAACCAUUUUGACAAGAAGCCUGGAGAAACAGAUAAUUCCUUCUUAUAAUUUCCUCAAAAGUGUGUUGCUGUCUGACGAGAAGGUUGCUUCUGCCUUGAAGCGCACGUCAUGGAUUUUUCUGGAAGACCAUUCGAAGAAGCUCUUACCGAAUAUCUCUGUUCUGAGAGCAACAGGCGUGCCAGAAUCAUGCAUUGCAUUGUUGCUCGCUCAUUUUCCUGAGACAUUAAUCCAAAAGAAUGGCCAAUUUGUAAAUGCUGUCGAAGAGAUUAAGGAAAUGGGAUUCGAUCCAACCAAGUCGACAUUCGUGUUAGCGAUUCACGUAAUGGCAGGUAAUAAAUCGAUAUACAAUCGCUGUGUCGAGGUAUACCAGAGGUGGGGUUGGUCAGAGGAGGAGAUUCUAAUGUCAUUCAGAAAGCACCCGAAUUGUAUGCUUCUGUCGGAGGAUAAAAUAACGAAAGCAAUGGACUUCCUCGUGAACAAGAUGGGUUGGCCUUCGAGGAUGAUAGCGAGUUGCCCAGUGGUGUUGUUUUUCAGCUUGGAGAAGAGAAUCAAACCGAGGUGUUCAGUUGUUCAGGCUCUGCGAUUGAAGGGGUUGAUCAAAAAGACUCUGAGCUUGUCUACUGUGUUGUUGCCGGACAAGAAACGUUUUGUGGAGAAGUUCGUGACCAAGUAUGAGCAUCAGGUGUCCGACUUGUGGAGUAUCUAUGAGAUGAAAGUGGAUUUUAAGAGCGUCAUUUGAAUGUCAUUGCAACUUCCCAUUGAAUGCAUUAAACAGCAUUUUUUUUUUUGGGAGAAUCCUAGUUCUGUAAUGAACCAUGUUACUGCUCUACAGAAGAGUAAUCUGGUUUGAGUGCU